Molecule: messenger RNA, 1341 nt
Organism: Drosophila ananassae
Lineage: Eukaryota; Metazoa; Arthropoda; Insecta; Diptera; Drosophilidae
Product: lysosomal aspartic protease
Exons: 1
Coding region: 40-1257 (405 amino acids)
Biological process (GO): proteolysis; cell death
Cellular component (GO): lysosome
Molecular function (GO): aspartic-type endopeptidase activity
Source: RefSeq, a predicted model, not a curated record
AAGGCCAGUCAGUUGUUUUCGAUACUCGCCGCCGCUAACAUGGCCCACCGUCGCCUUCUGGCCGUGAUUUUGUCACUCUUCCUGGUGGCUGUUCUGGCCACGGGCUCCCUCCGCCGGAUCCCCAUCCAGAGAUCCCCCAACUUCAAGCGGACCCGGGCAGCUGUCCGGGCGGAAAUGGCCUACAUCCAGAACAAGUACAACAUGGACGCCGUCGCCAAUGGAUAUCCCAUGGAGCCGUUGUCCAACUACGACAACUACCAGUACUACGGAAACAUAAGUAUCGGGACUCCCCCUCAGUACUUUAAUGUCCAGUUCGACACGGGCUCCUCCAACCUGUGGGUGCCCAGUUCCCAGUGCCAGAGCUUCGCCUGCAUCAUCCACAUGCAGUACUACAGCAGUCAGUCCAGCACCUACCAGAGCAACGGCACCGCCUUCAACAUCACCUACGGCACGGGCAGUGUCUCCGGAUUCAUGUCCCAGGACGUGGUGACCGUCGCAGGACUCUCCUCCACCAAUCAGAUCUUCGGCGAGGUGACCACGGAGAGUGGUAGCAACUUCCAGAGCGCCUACUUCGAUGGAAUACUGGGCAUGGCCUUCCCCUCCCUGGCGGCCGACUUGGUCACCCCGUUCUUCCAGAACCUCAUCAGCAAUGGAGAGGUGGAACAGCCUGUCUUCUCCUUCUACUUGCGAGACAACGGCAGCAUUGUGAACUACGGCGGAGAACUCAUCCUGGGCGGCUCGGAUCCCUCCCUCUAUAGCGGAGAGCUCACCUAUGUGCCGGUUAGCUACCCCCAGUACUGGCAGUUCUACACGGACGCGAUCCUUCUGGGCAACACUCUGAUCAGCAUGGGGGAUGUGGCUAUAGCGGACACCGGCACUUCGCUCCUGGUGGCUCCCCAGACCGAAUACGAAACGAUUUCCAGUCUGUUUGGCGUCGACUCCGAGGGACUCUUCGCCUGUGGUACCAUCAACAUGUGGCCCAACCUGAACUUCAAAAUCAACGGCGUCUUCUUCGAGGUGUCGCCGGAGUACUACAUCAUCCAGGACGACUUCUACUGCUCGCUGGCCAUUCAGAGCUCCAACCAGCAGUUCUGGAUCCUGGGCGAUGUCUUCCUGGGACGCUACUACACGGAGUUCGAUGUGGGCAACCAGAGAUUGGGCUUUGCUCCGGUGAACUCGGCCAGUUCUCUAGGAGGGAUGGGUGCAUUGGUCUUGUUGCUUAUGGCCUCUAGCCUUUGGAAACUGCUGGAAGAUUAAUCUCUCUGAUUGUUGAUUGAAAGAAAUAUGUAUUCUCUCCAAAAUGUCAUUUAAAUGAGUGCGAUUCUAAUCAAUUUGAAUAAA